AUGUCCUCUUAUACCGAUAUGCCCGUCAGCACACAAUUCCAUAUUAGUCCGAGAGCCCUUCGUCGAUUGUACUUGAGAAGAGUCCUGAUAUCGCACAACAGCGGGAGAUCUGAACCCCCAACGCCGAGACCCUUGCCCCCUCCGCCUCGGGAUUCCGAUGAUAUCACAAUUUUGAGGAUUGAGACAAAACAGGAAUCGGGUGAGGUACCUCCAGCAGACGUCGUCGCAUAUCUCAUGCCCGGAGUCAGGAUGUGUCUUGGAAGUCGCCGUGUCAGGAGGACCACUCUACCACUUGGUGCCACUGCGAUAAAUCAAACAAUAGCCCCUCUAUAUCGCGGCCGAGUUGUACCAGCGAAAGAAGAUAUCCAUUUCCUUGUGUCGGACCAGUAUGGCAUUCAAGCCUUCUACACGAAGGCUAACUCUGUUGAGGAACCGAUGCUGAUGGACAAUGAAAUUCCGACCAUCACAACGGUGUAUUUCAGGCGUCUAAUCAUCAUUCAUAAUGAUGUUCAGAACCACCUUGAGCAAGAAGGACGGCGUACACAAUAUUUAAACAGCCGGUCUUCCCUCAAACGCCAGCGGGAGGAUGACGAGGAGGAUAACAGGGAGCCGAAACGCUUGAAGGUUGAUUACAAACUACCGUACUUUGUCAUGCUGCUCGCCACUGGUAUCGCUGUCAAGUAUUUGCUAUGA
Molecule: messenger RNA, 693 nt
Organism: Psilocybe cubensis
Lineage: Eukaryota; Fungi; Basidiomycota; Agaricomycetes; Agaricales; Agrocybaceae
Exons: 2
Coding region: 1-693 (230 amino acids)
Source: RefSeq, a predicted model, not a curated record